AUGUCUGAGAAAUGUCCUUCCCCAGAGCGUGAAGCGACACCGUUGACCGAAUAUCAACUAAAUGCUCGGAUAGCUGGUAUGGGAAAGCUACCCAAUUUUACCGGUGAACCCGAAGAGUGGCCCCUGUUCUACGCAAUGUACCGUAGUUCUACGGCGUCGUGCGGUUUUUCGGAUGUGGAGAAUGCACUUCGCUUACGUCAGCACCUCAAAGGAAAAGCUUUCGGGGCGGUUCGGAACCUUCUCAUAUACCCCUCAACCGUGGGCAAAGCGAUCGAAAGCCUAAAAACGCGAUUCGGCAGACCGGAGCUGCUUUGUUUAUCGAUGCUUAAGAAGAUGGGCCAACUGAAGGCACCGCAAAGCGAUAAGUGGUCAACAGUAAUGUACUUUGGAUAUGCUGUAAAAGAUAUGUGCCUCACCAUAAAGGAAACGGGACGACCAGAAUACUUGAACAGUUACACCUUGCUGUGGGAGCUAGUCGCGAAGCUUCCGACCCAUUUUCAGCUCGAAUGGGCUCAACAUGAACGUCGUUUUGAGACUGCAUCGCUGGCCGAGUUCGGACAAUGGAUGGAAGAGGUGGCAAAGGAUAUUGCAAGGAUGGAACGUUCGUGA
Anopheles marshallii is the source of this 609-nucleotide messenger RNA. RefSeq lists its product as uncharacterized. The record is from RefSeq and is a predicted model, not a curated record. The transcript has a single exon. Bases 1 to 609 code for a protein of 202 amino acids. Lineage: Eukaryota; Metazoa; Arthropoda; Insecta; Diptera; Culicidae.